AUGAGCUUUAUCGACGCCGGAGCCGAUCAAGGCAAACGUUUUUGUAAUGUCGAUUUUGAAGACAAUGAAAUCAUCGACGUUACUGAAGAGACGCAGGUUGUGGAAGUUACUGAAACGGUUGGAACCACGAUAAACAAUGCUAAUGCCAUAAACACGAUUACGAGUCCAUUUAGUCAAGCCAGUCCUCUACUGCAAACACUAGCAUUAGACCACUUACAGAAAUCACAUCUGCAAAAAAGUCAGGAAGAAAACAGAAUAAAGGAAAAGAUUCUCUUGAUAAACUUGGGUCAGUCCUCAAAAAUCUGGAGCCGCCAGACAGAUUUGAAACAUUCGGCCAUACAAGAGAUCAGAAUGGCAAGGAAAUAA
Cylicocyclus nassatus is the source of this 366-nucleotide messenger RNA. The record is from the annotation of a GenBank genome assembly. Lineage: Eukaryota; Metazoa; Nematoda; Chromadorea; Rhabditida; Strongylidae.